CUCUCUAGUGGAACCAGGAAGCGCUGUGAGCGGGCGGAGACGUGAGAAGCAGCAGAAGUUCAACAACAGACGCGAAGAGAAGCGAAGUCCGGAGCUUGAGCCGGACACGGCUCCACGUGGCCCGGUUCCGAGCGCUCCUCAGUAUCUGGGCUGCGUCGAGCUGCCGGGCCGCGGUCAUGGCCGCUGUGACGGCCGCCGCCGGCGGCGUGGUCCGGACGGAUUCACCCGGAGCUCCCGAGCGCAGCGGCCGCAGGUCCUCGGAGUCCUGGAAGAGACACGUCGUCCGUCAGCUGAAGAACCGAGACCGGAACCAGCACAUGUUCCAGGACCUGAUCUGCUUCUACACUCGGCUGCUGGAAAAAAACAGUCUGGCCAAAGGAAUAAUAAGCAGCUGCACCAGACGUCCCUCUGACAGCAGCAGCUCCGUCUCUUCUCUGCUCCAGCAGAACGACCAGUUGAAGAAAACCACAGGAGAGCUGGCGUAUCGGGUGGUGGAGCUGCAGCAGCAGAUCAGAGUCAAAGAAUGCGUCCUGCAGCAGCAGCGCGUCCGGUUGGAGGAGGAGGAGCGUCUGCUGGAACGGGCCUCGGACGCCCGUCAGGAGCUGAACAUGCGGGUGGAGCAGGUGAAGCAGGAGAACAGGGCCGUGAAGGCGAAGUACGACUCCCUUCUGGAGCGACAGAGAGCAGCAGAGAUGAGUCUGAGGCAGGCGGAGGACAGAGGGGGACACCUGCUGGAGGACAUGAUCUACAGCAAGCAGCAGGCGGCCGACCGCAUGAACAGCCGCAACGAACACAGGUCCAGAGCUCGAGCUAUGAAGCUGCAGAGGGGGCAGCAGUCCACUGUCCGGGCAAAGGUCGACAUCGACAGCCCAUCCAGCGCUCCGACCUCCAGAUCGGCAUCUCCUAAAAACGAGGCUUGCGGGUCCUCGGAGCAACGGCGCACUCGACUCUUCAGGUCAGUGUCGCUUUCGUCACCAAGGUUUCUGAGUUCCAUCAGAAAUAUGUUUGAGAAGAGACGAGGUCGCUCGUUCUGCAGCCUGGAGGAGGAUUCAAUGGGACCCGUAGGGAUCUGUCUCGCAGCCAGAGUACCUGUUAGAGCUCUGCAAGUCCUGGAGGCCCAUGAGCAAGGCAUCAACGCUGUGAGGUUCAGCUCCAGGUCAGACCUGUUGGCGACGGGAGGCACAGACCGGGUCAUUAAGCUGUGGGAGGUCAGAGCAGGCUCCUUGACUCACAGAGCCACUCUGGACGGAAGCACCGAGGGGAUCACCUGCAUUGAGUUUGACCCAAUUGGCGCCCGAGUCCUCGCCGCCUCCUACGAUAAGUCUGCUCUGCUGUGGCGGGUGGACAACUCUGUUCCCAAGCUCACUCUGACAGGUCACAACAGGAAGGUCACAGCUGCGAGGUUCAGCAGUUCGUCUCAUCAGGUGGUGACGGGAAGCGCGGACCGGACCAUCAGACUGUGGGACCUGCAGCGAGCCGCCUGUGUGCAGGAGGUGGAAGUGGCGUCUUACUGCAGCGAUCUGGUUUGUUCUGAGAACCGAAUCAUCAGCGGUCACUAUGACAGCAAGAUCCGAGUCUGGGACAGCAGCAGCUCUCUAACAUGUGUUACAUCCAGGGUGGGGAGCUGCAUCCAGGAGCUUCCUGCUCAGGGUAAAGUCACGUCGCUGGACAUCAGCCCUGACCAGCGGCAGCUGCUCAGCUGCUGCCGUGACGACUGUCUCCAGCUGCUGGACCUGAGGCGCUGCAGCAACGCUCGCGUUUGCUUCAGAGCUGACGGGUUUAAAUGUGGCAGUGACAGCACCAAGGCUGUGAUCAGUCCAGACAGUUGUUUUUUGGCAGCUGGAUCAGCAGAUGGCGCUGUUUUCAUCUGGAACGCCACCACUGGCAACCUGGAAACUCACCUGCCUGACAAACACAGCUCAUCCAUCAGCGCCGUGUCCUGGUCUCUGUCUGGUGAAUAUCUGGUCAGCGUGGACCGGAGCCGGUGGGCCGUGCUGUGGAGUGACCUCUGACCCGGUGGUGGUGCAGCCGAUGGCUCAGCUCGACGUUCCUGGUUCUUCUGAGCUGGUUGUUGUGUGGACUGAAGGAGUAGCAGACGUUCUGCUCUGUGCUCUGUGCCAAACCUGGACGUUUUACUAAUGGAUUGACAUUAAACCUCUUCGUAUUGAGUGACAGAGGCAGAACUGCUCCAGAGGCUUCAAAGGCUUCUACUCUGACUAAAACCUUCUGUGUUUGUUCAUGUUCCAUUUCAUGUGUUUAUUUAAAAAGAAGCUAUGAGGAAUUAAACUGAGCAGCAACAGUUUGAUCCUGAGGUUUUUAGGCCAAUAAUCUUGUGUUGUUUUAUUUUCCCACAUUUUGAGACGAAAGUUCUGUGGCAUUUAAUAUUUAUUGGUUCCAAACAGUAAAAAAAAACAAGUGUUUGCUUAAA
This is a messenger RNA of Betta splendens (Siamese fighting fish), 2428 nucleotides long. Its product is annotated as protein Atg16l2-like. Gene Ontology annotation, cellular component: autophagosome membrane. Gene Ontology annotation, biological process: autophagosome assembly; negative stranded viral RNA replication. The record is from RefSeq and is a predicted model, not a curated record. The transcript is spliced from 18 exons. The coding region runs from base 177 to 2012 and encodes 611 amino acids. Gene Ontology annotation, molecular function: protein binding. Lineage: Eukaryota; Metazoa; Chordata; Actinopteri; Anabantiformes; Osphronemidae.